GCAUCUUCUUCUUCGGCCAGAAAACCCACACAUAUAGCUAGGUCCCCCACCCCACAUUCAUCCUUAUCCUAAUCAAUAAUAAUGGAGGAGAAUCCGUGGGGAAGUUGGUCUUCCAAUAUGGAAAUGGAUGACGAGGAUGUGAAUGAAAGUUUGCGCGAGACGAACCAGUUUGAUGAAGAGUUCCUAAGAGAUAUUCUGCAGCAGCCAGAAGAGGGCAGUGAAGAUCUGAAAAACUCAUCGAUCAUGUCGUCUCUAUUUCCAACAACUUAUAUACUGUCCUUCGACAAAUCCGCUGCUGAAUUGUUACCAACUGAAACUGAUCAUCGUGAUUAUUCUUCUUCCCAAUUGCCCUCAUCAUCAAAUUCAAGGGCCAACCAUGGAACCAACAAGAAGCCUCGAAGCGCUUCGGAGUCACUGGAUCACAUCAUGUCAGAGAGAAAUAGGAGACAGGAGCUCACCAGCAAAUUCAUUGCACUUGCUGCCACUAUCCCUGGCUUGAAGAAGAUGGACAAGGCGCAUGUACUGAGAGAAGCUAUCAAUUACGUGAAACAACUACAAGAACGUAUAGAAGAGCUAGAAGAAGAUAUCCGAAAGAACGGUGUAGAAUCAGCGAUAACCAUAAUAAGAUCUCAUCUCUGCAUUGAUGAUGACUCGAACACUGACGAAGAAUGCUAUGGGCCCAAUGAAGCACUUCCUGAAGUUGAAGCAAGAGUCUUAGGAAAGGAAGUGUUAAUCAAAAUUUACUGUGGUAAACAAAAGGGAAUUCUGCUUAAAAUAAUGUCUCAGCUCGAACGUCUUCAUCUCUACAUAUCCACUAGCAAUGUCUUGCCCUUUGGGAAUACCCUUGACAUCACCAUUACUGCUCAGAUGGGUGACAAAUACAACUUGGUAGUGAACGAUCUAGUGAAAGAACUGAGACAAGUGGCUAUGAUGAAGUCAUGUGAUGUGCAACAAUGAUGCGAGCUAAUUACGAACAAGUCCAGUAAUUUUAGUUUAAGGACUUGAGAAUGAGUCAUAAAUCAUUUCUUUUCAAUAGCCUGUUUUGUUUUCGUAUGUUGAUGAGUCAAUAAAAAGAUAUUAUGUUUGCUCGGCUUGAGGAUAUAUAUAUCCCAUGCUUCAUUA
Messenger RNA from Glycine soja, 1122 nucleotides. RefSeq names its product transcription factor bHLH18-like. Gene Ontology annotation, molecular function: protein dimerization activity. NCBI's taxonomy places the organism in Eukaryota, Viridiplantae, Streptophyta, Magnoliopsida, Fabales, Fabaceae. The coding region runs from base 82 to 957 and encodes 291 amino acids. The record is from RefSeq and is a predicted model, not a curated record. The transcript has 4 exons.